This is a messenger RNA of Cydia amplana, 487 nucleotides long. It is a transcript of the gene e(r), whose product is annotated as enhancer of rudimentary homolog. Lineage: Eukaryota; Metazoa; Arthropoda; Insecta; Lepidoptera; Tortricidae. The transcript is spliced from 3 exons. The coding region runs from base 140 to 451 and encodes 103 amino acids. The record is from RefSeq and is a predicted model, not a curated record.
CUUAUAGAAGUACACGAUUUUGUGCAAACAUUUUUUUCUGGAAAGCGGGCAUAAACCAAUCUUAUUUUCAUCUCCAAUAACUACUUGCGGGACAAGCUUCCACGGCAUUAUAUAGCUCUAAACACAAUACAACUCAGAAAUGUCUCACACAAUAUUGCUGGUUCAACCGGGGCCCAGGCCUGAGACCAGGACGUACUCAGACUACGAGAGCGUAAAUGACUGCAUGGAGGGUGUGUGCAAGAUUUAUGAAGAGCACCUAAAACGACGAAACCCUAAUACGCCGACUAUCACUUACGACAUUUCGCAACUAUUCGACUUUGUUGAUCAGCUUGCCGAUCUCAGCUGUCUAGUGUACCAAAAAUCCACCAACACAUACGCACCGUACAACAAGGAUUGGAUCAAGGAGAAGAUAUACGUGUUGCUGCGCCAAGCUGCCGGGCAGAGCGACUGAAGCGUUUAAACUGUGAUUAUUGUACUACUUUGUCUU